GCUUUAUCAAAACCAAACCUAGCACCAAAAUAGAAGGCCACUGAUAGUAACCAUGCAUCGCUGUGAACAGCAACAAGAGACAACCAGUCCUUUUCCUGCAUCCCAUCUCUUGCAAAGUUAAUGCCCAAUGCUGGCUCUGGCAGCUCUGGUGGUACUUCCUCAGCAGGUAAAUUAACUUCCCACUGUUCAUUGGGGAAUCCAUACAAGCAGAGAUUCUCCUUCUCUGAAAGGCAUACCGUCAAUCAUAUAACAUAGAAACAAAGCACUAAGCAAGCACUCAUCGCUUAAAACAAGUCAGCUACUCAUUCACUUUUUGACUUUUAACAACAGUACAUUAACAAAAAUAAUAUUACGUGCAUCUCCAAGAAGCAUAAUUGCAGAAGAGGAAAAACAAAGAAGCUUUUCAUAGUUUCUUCUCAAGUUCUAUUGAGAUGGUAUGCAUUUGAAUACCCGCACAGGUAAAAAGCUAACGCAUUUGAAUACCCGCACAGGUAAAAAGCUAACCAAGUCUCUUUUAACAACAGUUUUACAAUUCAAAUUAGAACAACAUCAUGCAUCUUCAAGAAGCAUAAUUGCCAAAAAUAAUUUCCUUUUAGUUUC
Messenger RNA from Rubroshorea leprosula, 600 nucleotides. Lineage: Eukaryota; Viridiplantae; Streptophyta; Magnoliopsida; Malvales; Dipterocarpaceae. The record is from the annotation of a GenBank genome assembly.